Molecule: messenger RNA, 810 nt
Organism: Salvia splendens (bonfire salvia)
Lineage: Eukaryota; Viridiplantae; Streptophyta; Magnoliopsida; Lamiales; Lamiaceae
Exons: 2
Coding region: 1-810 (269 amino acids)
Biological process (GO): DNA integration
Molecular function (GO): nucleic acid binding
Source: RefSeq, a predicted model, not a curated record
AUGGGGGGUAUAUCUAAGAAGAAGGAGAUGCCUAUGAACACCAUCAUUGAGGUAAAAUUGUUUGAUGUAUGGGGGAUAGAUUUUAUAGGGCCAUUCCCAAAAUCAGGGGAGUACCAAUAUAUUUUACUUGCAGUUGAAUAUGUGUCUAGAUGGGUGGAAGCAAUUCCUACCAAAACUAAUGAUUCUAAAGUUGUAACUGCCUUUGUUAGGAAAAACAUUUUUAGCAGGUUUGGUACACGUCGCGCUCUCAUAAGCGAUGGAGGAUCUCACUUCAACAAUAGGUGGCUAGACAACAUAUUGGAUAAGUAUGGAGUCAAGCAUAGAGUCACCUCACCUUACCACCCCCAAGUCAAUGGGCAGACCGAGCUUGAAAAUAGGGAAAUCAAGUCCUUCCUACAAAAAACAGUGAGCACUAAUAGAAAGGAAUGGGCACUCCGUUCAGAUGAUGUGUUGUGGGCAUAUCGUACCGCAUACAAAUCUCCUAUAGAUUUCCAAAAGGCCGGUGAGGAGAGGCGCCUCUUCCUCAAUAAGAUGGACGAGUUUCGAAUGGAAGCAUAUGAUAGCUCGUCUACUUACAAGGAAAGGAUUAAGGCUUACCACGAUAGGAUGAUUAGCCCACGAGAGCUCACCUUGGGGGAUGUAGUUUUGUUGCACAAUUCUAGACUCUCUCUUUUCCCUAGAAAGUUGAAGUCCAAAUGGACUGGCCCUUACAUGAUCAAGAAAAUCUAUGAUAGUGGGACGGUUGAGUUGCUGGCUCCGGAUUGGGACGUUGUUUCAAGCCAAUGGCCACCGAGUGAAGAAAUACUAUAG